AUGUCGCACAUUACCACGGCGCCUCGUACAGAUAGAGUAGCGUUUAACGCACUACCCCAAUCGCAUACUCAUAAUGUGAGCCCGGAACGUUCUGAUGAAUCAUACGAUAACUAUAACGAUUAUCAUAACCAUACGACACAACUGCAUGAGCGACAGUACGAUAGAGCUGAUCCCACGUAUGAAAGAAGACAUGGUUUAGUGCGUUCAAGCAGUGGUCGGUCAUGGCCUAGUAGGGGGGUGGACUAUACUCAGGUUUCAACCGGCUAUAAACCCGACAUGAUAAACCAUAGCGAGACUACUCUGGUUGCUAUGCCGGAAAUAGAUCGAGAGCGCCCCAACUAUAAACCAUCUGCACUUAGAUGGCCUUUCUUAGUUAUUUUACUGCUUGUAGUAUCAGCCCUCAUUGGGAUGGUAGUAUGGGCUUUGAAGGCUCUCCCCGUCCUCAACAACAACCUGGACAUCUUAUCCUCGGGCAAUCUCAAAAGAGAUGUUGAGCAAGUGUCGUCCUAUACAGUCGUUCGGAUCGCCUUUACGGAUGUUAGGUCGAUUGACACACCUUCGCCUCUAAAGAACCGCGCUGACGAUAGUUCUGAAUCGCCUGCUUCACCUACGUCUGAGGAGGAUACAACACUAACAUUGUUCGCAACGCCUUCGGAAAACGACUUUGGACACAUCGGUGAUCAGACCAUCACCGAACUAGCCAAGCCAACGACAACACCAUCACCGUCUAAAGACACUACUAGUAAGUCUGGAAUCACCUCAGCAUACCUUCAGCCCCAGGAGAACUUCGGCAACAUUGGUGAUCAGACUAUCACCGAACCAGCAGAGCCAACGACAACAUCACCACCAGCUGACGAUAGCAGUGAACCUGUACCUAUCACAGUGUUCUCCAAGUCCCAGGAAAACUUCGGACAUCUACCUGUAUCUGUCACUAUCACGAAGACAGCGUCAACGGGGGUGCUCAUACCUGGACUUAGUGAUUAUGGCGAUAUAGGGUCGAAAACAAUAUCAGAGACAACGACAAAACCAGACCACCACGACGAUGACGGAUCGACAUCAAUGUACGCGUCACCUCCAGCCUCAAAUCAUGGUGACAUCGGUAAAGUCACGGUUUCGGAAAUAGUAACACGGUCUCCAUCCAUCGUGACGCCAACCUUCGUGACGCCCACGGUCACCGUUAUAACGAACUCGGAGGGGUUGACCACGACUUCAACGAGUAUCCCGGAACCCAUCUCGACACCCCACACGACUACCCUAACCGACUCUCAAGGCCGACCUACGGCCACCCAGGAAACCAGCGUACUCGUCACACCUUCCAUCGUAACUCACACAGACUCAUCCGGGAAACCCACUGCAACAAAAACAUUCUUCCUGCCCACGCUCCUCGCCCUCGCCCUCGCGAUCCCCAUCCGCAUCCUCGACGCCAACGCGAAGCUCCUGCAGCCGUGGCACGCGCUCACGCACGACCGGGGCGCCCCCGGGCGCAAGUCCUUAUGUCUGAACACCUCCGGGCUGCGGUCGCUAGCUGGGGGGCAGGUGCUCGCGUUCCUGACGGCGGCGCUGCUGAUUCCCGUGUCCGCCGAGGCCGUCAAGUUCGACCUGCGCGGCGUCGGGUGCGUCGCGGGCAGCGGCGACGCGAGCAACUGCGCGUACGUGCUCGGCGUGUUCGACCACGCGGCCCAGGCCACCGCCGCACUGCUCGGGUUCAUGGCCCUCGCGCUCGCCGCGCCGCUGGCCGUCCUGGCGCGCUGGCGCUCCGGCGUCGGCGCCAACCCCUGGAGUAUCGGCGGCGCGGCGGCGCUGGCGCUGAGCCCGGACGUACGCCGCCUGUUCACGGGUCUGCCUGCCGGGGUCGACGCGGGGAAGAUGCCGACGGAAGUCCUGGAGUCGGUUCUGGAGGAUCGCUGGUUUAAACUGGGGUACUUCUACGGUCCGCACGGGACGGUCGAGUACGGAGUCAUGCUCCGGGAGGAUGGGCACGGUAAGAAAUACGGUUUGGCGGACGGCGAAGAAGAUAAUGGUGAUGGUGAAGAGCCUAAGGACUAUCCUGCGGUACCGACGAAACCGAAACAUCAUCUGCCCUUCCUGAUGUUAGGGUAUAUUGGGCGAGGCUUGUUCUUAUUCAUUCUAUGCGGGCUACUGGGUCUGGUAAUAUAUUACAACACGACCGGCGGCGACACGGCGUUCGAACGGUUUAUGGAUGGCGAGUUGUUCGGAGUGCGGUUCUUGUUUACCACGUUUGGUGUUGUUAUCAGUUUCUUCUGGGCUUCGUUCUUCAGCAGCAGGUCAUCCCCUCUUUCAUUUCCCCCAAGCAUCGCUAUCCUAAGCCCCUAUCAACUCCUAGCUAAUUCGCCCCAACACGCUCGACGAUCAAUCCUGCUUGCGCCGCCGACCAACGCCUUCUCGGGCCUGCUGUCCUCGGUGCGACAACGCCACGGCUUCCUUGCCGUCGUAGCGUCGACUUCUAUUCUAUCCGAGUUCCUGACAAUUUUCCUCGGCAACAUCCCCUACCGAGUCACGCAGACCUUCCUACUACACCAGGUCUGCACAUGGGCUGCCGUCGGCAUCCUCUGCAUCAUGGUGCUCGUUGUUGGAGCCUCCUUCUUUAUCACGUGGCCGCACAUGCCCGUCGACCCUAGCACUAUCGCGGGAGCUAUGUACUAUAUAUGCGAUUCGUGGAUGCUCAGCCGCUUUGAGGGCUUGAGCACGUUGAAGCGCAAGGAUAGAGACAGGCGCGUCAACGAGAUGGGGCUUAGGUACGAGUUUAGGGAAAUCAGGGGCGUAGCUCGCGUCGGCGUAGAUGCAUCGUUACCAUCACCUGGAGGUAUGGGCUGGGCAUAA
This is a messenger RNA of Daldinia caldariorum, 2841 nucleotides long. RefSeq lists its product as uncharacterized. The transcript is spliced from 4 exons. The coding region runs from base 1 to 2841 and encodes 946 amino acids. Lineage: Eukaryota; Fungi; Ascomycota; Sordariomycetes; Xylariales; Hypoxylaceae. The record is from RefSeq and is a predicted model, not a curated record.